Cyprinus carpio (common carp) is the source of this 6621-nucleotide messenger RNA. RefSeq names its product potassium/sodium hyperpolarization-activated cyclic nucleotide-gated channel 3-like. Bases 577 to 4728 code for a protein of 1383 amino acids. The transcript is spliced from 9 exons. Lineage: Eukaryota; Metazoa; Chordata; Actinopteri; Cypriniformes; Cyprinidae. The record is from RefSeq and is a predicted model, not a curated record. Gene Ontology annotation, cellular component: membrane. Gene Ontology annotation, biological process: transmembrane transport; potassium ion transport. Gene Ontology annotation, molecular function: voltage-gated potassium channel activity.
UUCACACGUCUGACUGACCGGUGUGUGUGUGUGUGUGUGUGUGUGUGUGAUUGGCAGAUGAAUGCCCUUUAUCUGUGUCGCUCCUUGACAUCGUUCUUAUAUAAGCGCGUCGUUGAGCGCGAGACAUCACCGUGACAACACCGAAUCACGGAACCCGUGACCGUUCGGAGAUGCUGACCGGUGUCGGAGCGGCUGGGAGCGCCUGGGCCUCAAGGACAAGGAGAAAUGAGGAGAAAUGACGGACGGCGCGUGAAGAAGAGCGCGUCAAGGACGAAAGGGGCGUCAGCGACGCGCGCUAAUUCAAGUGCGUUCGACCGCGAUGAGGAGCCGUCGGGGGGCAGCGCGGCGGGGCGAGGCGUCCUCCGGAGGAAGCGUGAAGGAGAAUCCGUCGUUUUACCGGCGCUGAGGUCAAACUGACCUGAGCUCGUUCUUCAGCGUAAUGACAGAUCAGAGACAGAACAGACCCGUGUUUAUCUGACAGAAGAGCAACAACAGGUCACUGUGUGCGUGUGUGUGCGUGCGUGUGUGUGUGUGUGUGCGUGCGUGUGUGCGCGCUCUCUCGCUGCUGGCGCUGGCAUGGAUGGUGGCACCGGGGCUUCCGCGGGCACGGACCCUCGCCCCGCUCGGAACGGGGACUCUAAGCGGCGCAGUAAGAGCAGUCUGCCGUCUCCCGGUUACCGUCUCUCCCAGGCGUCUCUGGAGGGGGACCGCGGGGAGCCGCUUCCCGGGCGCCGCCGCCUCUCCAUCAUGAGCUCCACGCGCGACAGCGGCCAGUUCCGCCCGGGCACCGCAGCCGGAACCCCGACCACCCCUCUGCCCCUGCCGCUGCCCCACGCCGGCUCCGCCCCGCCCACCGUGCAGCGCUCCGUGGGCUUCGCCGCAUCCCGAGCCGCUCUGGCAUCCACCUCUUCCUCCACCGGCACCGGGAUGGUCGUGGUGGCCGCCGGUCCCGAGACUACCACCACCACAGCGGCCGGGACCCCUGAGGCUGGUCCGGGGCUGGACGGUGAGGAUUACAGCUACUCGAACCAGUCCACCUUCAUCCAGAGGCAGUUCGGAGCCAUGCUGCAGCCCGGCGUCAACAAGUUCUCCCUCCGCAUGUUGGGCAGCCACAAGGCCGUGGCUCUGGAGCAGGAGAGGCUCAGAUCGGCCGGAGCCUGGAUCAUAAAACACAAAAACAAAUACAGGUUUUGCUGGGAUCUCCUCAUGCUGCUGCUGAUGGUGGGAAACCUCAUCAUCCUCCCGGUGGGAAUCACCUUCUUCAAGGAUGAGAACACUCCUCCAUGGAUCAUCUUCAAUGUGGUGUCGGACACGCUCUUCCUGGUGGAUCUGGUGCUGAACUUCCGCACCGGGAUCGUGAAAGAGGACAGUACGGAGAUCCUUCUGGACCCCAAGGCCAUCCGCCAGCGCUACCUGAAGAGCUGGUUCCUCGUGGACUUCGUGUCCUCGAUCCCGGUGGAUUAUAUCUUCCUGAUGGUGGACCUGGAAGCUCACCUGGACUCAGAGGUGUACCGGACGGCCCGAGCGCUGCGGAUAGUUCGGUUCACUAAGAUCCUGAGUCUGCUGCGCCUGCUACGUCUGUCCCGACUCAUACGCUACAUCCACCAGUGGGAGGAGAUCUUCCACAUGACCUAUGACCUGGCCAGCGCGAUGGUGCGGAUCGUCAAUCUGAUCGGGAUGAUGCUGCUGCUGUGUCACUGGGACGGAUGUCUGCAGUUCCUGGUGCCGAUGCUGCAGGACUUCCCACCCGACUGCUGGGUCUCCAAAAACAACAUGGUGAACGACACGUGGGGCAUCCAGUACUCGUACGCUCUGUUUAAGGCCAUGAGCCACAUGCUGUGCAUCGGAUACGGCGCUCAGGCUCCAGAGGGAAUGACGGACGUCUGGCUCACUAUGCUCAGUAUGAUCGUGGGGGCGACCUGCUACGCCAUGUUCAUCGGCCACGCCACGGCCCUCAUCCAGUCCCUGGACUCCUCACGCCGACAGUACCAGGAGAAGUAUAAGCAGGUGGAGCAGUACAUGUCAUUCCAUAAGCUUCCUGCAGAUGUCAGGCAGAAAAUCCACGAGUAUUAUGAACAUCGCUACCAGGGCAAGAUGUUUGACGAGGAUAACAUUCUGGGAGAGCUGAGCGAGCCCUUAAAGGAGGAAAUUGUUAGCUUCAACUGCCGUAGCUUGGUGGCUAACAUGCCGCUCUUUGCUAACGCCGACCCAAACUUCGUGACAGCAGUGCUAACGAAGCUGAAGUUUGAGGUGUUCCAGCCCAAUGACUUCAUCAUUCGCGAGGGAACCGUUGGCCGUAAAAUGUAUUUCAUCCAGCAUGGACGGGUCAGCGUACUUACUCGUGGCAACAAGGAGACCAAGCUUAGCGAUGGAUCAUACUUUGGAGAGAUCUGUCUGUUGACGCGCGGCAGGAGGACAGCUAGUGUCCGAGCAGAUACAUACUGUCGACUUUACUCCCUCAGUGUGGACAGUUUCAAUGAGGUUCUGGAAGAGCAUCCCAUGAUGAGGCGGGCCUUCGAGACGGUGGCGGUGGACAGACUUGAUCGCAUUGGUAAGAAGAACUCGAUUUUGUUGCGCAAGACCUCACAGGGAGGAUCUGUAGCAGGCAGCAGUUUGGGACGGGGUGGAGGGAGCCGCGGAGGAGGAGCAGGAGGCACCGGUCUGGGUUCUUGCGACAGUGUUCUGGUCCAGCAGAUCGUGAAGCAUGAUAGCAUGCCUACCAUGCAGGACAUCACCGCUGGCACCCGAGGCAGCACAGGAGGCACGGUCUCACCCCGACCUCAUCCAUUGAUCUGGGCACCGCUGGUCCACGCUCCCCUGCAGACGGCCGCUGCCACCACCAGUGUGGCCAUUGCCUUGAUGCAGCAGCAGCAGCAGCAGCAACAGUUGCAGCAGCAGCUACAACAACAACAUGCCCUUGGAGCUGCCAUUUUUCUUCCCUCCACUCUUUCCAUCUCACCAUCACCCUCAUCCUGCCCGCUUUCUCCUCCCCGUCCACCCAUACUACACCCUCGGCAGUCGCUCAGCUCCCUCAUCAGCAUUAUGGGGGGAAUGCCCCCCCGAGGAGUCCCGUCCUCUGUAACUCCUACACCCUCGCCCUCCACUAUGGGACCGACCGCUGUGGCCGUGGCUCCUCCAGUGGGUGGAGUUGCAAAAACUCCUCCUACACCUGCGUCAUCAGUGCCCGCCCCCCUGCAGCCUGGAAGAGCACUUCAUCACAGUCUCCGCCUCCACACGGAGUCCACAACAUCGCCUGUCCAUAAAGUCCCACCUCCCUCCUCAGCAGUUGCCCCAUUGUCUGUUGAAGGGCGCAAUGUUGGCUCAGCUCCGCAGGGGGCCAAAGAGGCUUUGCUGCGUCAUGUUGGAGGAGGCAGCACCCAGGGCCUCCCCAUGAUUGGUCGGCUUACCCAAGAGGCCAGACUGCUCUCCGCCUCCCAGCCGACUCUCCCCCACCGCAGCUGGGCAAGUGUGCAACCUCACCCGCCUCUCCAUCGCAAAGCAUCUGGUGGAAACCUGCUUCCGGCACCCUUCCUUUUGUCAUCAGGACUUGCUAGAGGAGGAAGUGCUGGUGUUUUGAGCUCAAAUUCGACACAGCCUGGUGCCACACAGGCACCGACAAAUACACCCCUGCUGUUGCCUUCUCAGCUGGCACAUGCACCUCCACUCACGUCAGCUCCAGGAUCAGCUCCGUCACCCCUUGCCCCCUUUUCGUCCUCCCCGAAGCAAACCCCUCUUAGUUCCACCAACCAUCCUUUAUCCCUCGUAGCCACAUCUUCUGGUCUAGGGGUUCCUCAAAUCCAGCGAGUGAAACCAGGCACUGCAAUACCUACUCCUUCUUCAACUUCUCCUCCUCCUUACCUACGCCCUCUUUCUCCCUCUCAGUCCACCUCCACCUCUCCAACUUCAUCUUCUGGUACCUCUUUGGCUCAGAAUUCCCGGUCCAAACCCUCUCAGACACCUCCUUCCCCAUCCCCAUUAUCCUGCACCACCAACUCAACACCCACCAUCACUCCAUCUCAAAGCCCCACCCCAACUCGAACCCCAACCCCUGUUCAAACCCCUAUUCAGACCCCUACCCAAUCUAGAACACCAGCGGCCAUCCAAACCCAAUCCCAGGGUUGGUGUCCAACUGCCGUCCAGAUCCCAGCAGCUGCACAAACUCUGACCUCAACCUCCGUUCAGAGUCCGCUUCCCGCCCAGACUCCAAGUAAACCUAUCAGUUCCACCAUGGGUCAGAGCACUGCUGUCCAGAUGCCAGCCACUGUCCAGGUUCUUGGUUCUCCUUUGACUUGUUCUGCAGUCUCCAGUCAAACCCAAACCUCAAAUGCCAUACAGACUCAGAGCUCUUCCUGGACCCCAGGCUCUCCCAUCAAUACCCCAGUCCAAAGUGGACCGUCAACCCCUGUUCUGACCCAAUCGCAGACACAAGCCACACCUGCUAAAGCCCCUGCUGCUGUUGCAUCAUCACCUUCUCCUUCAUCAACUCCAUCUCCCACUGCUUCACAGCCACAGAAGCCAGCUGCUACCCAUACUCAGACCUUAAAUGUUCUGUCCACUCCUACCUUAAGUCCAUCUCCCAUUCCUGCUUCCACUGCCUCCUCAUCUACAGUCCUCCAGUCCAUCUCCACCACCUCCACUUCAACAAAAGAGGCAAAGAAAGAGCAGGACUUGCCUCAGAUGCAGAGAGAUUCAGAGACAAAGAGACAAAAAUAUCCUGCUAGCAUGUGAGGAGGGAGGUGGGCGCUGGACAGAGGCUCAUGUUUUGUCCGAGGUGAGUUCAGAAGAUGAGAUGUCACGUGUCAGCUGUAUCAGUUCAGGCUCUGCAGGUUCCAUGAGCAUGCUGUCUGCGUUCAAGCCUCCCUGUGGUGGUCUGUAGUCUUGACCAUGGGAAGGUUUAACAUCCCUGACUAAUCAACUAAUCAAGGUAAAAACAAAAGAGCAGAACAUGUUUGGCUCAAAAGUAGAACAAGUGUGUCUGUGUUGUCCAGGUCAUCUAGGGAUGUCAGGUAGAAUAUUUUUGUAGUCCUGCUGAAAAGACCAGAUUGAAUUGCAGCGGUCUGACUGGUGAAACAAUGUAUUCAUGUUGAUCCCCAGCAAAACAUGGAUCCCAACCCUGUUCGUGGAGCUCCCAACAUGGCACAUUCUGCAUGUUUCACACCUGAUUCAGAUCAUCAGCUCUUUAGUAGAAACUCCAAGACCUAAAAAGGGAUGUAUCGGACAAAGGAGAGAUUGAAAAUGUGCAUUGUUUAGGGGCCUCCAGGAACAGAGUUAGGAACCAAUGUGCUAGUGAAUGAGCAUAAUCUUUCAACAGAGCCCCCAAAGUGAUAUUUGAUAUUCGCAGAAUAGAAACACUGGUCUUUUCAACAGGGAUCUGAUAAACUAAUGCUUGUAAUCUUUCACAGAAUAGAUGCACAUUCUUGCCAAAAAAUGUCUUAAAGGGAAUGUAACUGCAAAACUGCCACCACCUUAAGAUGCAUUUGCACAGCCUUGUAAAGAUAAAAAAAUAUCAGAACAUCAAAGAAGGUUUUAUAAGAUCAAAACUGUUCUAGCCAUGUAACAUCACCUCCAGAACACAAGCAGCAUUUUCAGAUCAGAUCACCCUCAAUCUGGAGACAAUAAAAGCAUAACCUGAGUUUCAAAUGACCUCUGUAUGCGGAGCAGCAGCUAGAGAAUUACCAUCGCACCUUCUGUCAUUGAAUAUUAGUGACUGAACUUUUGCGACAGGACUAGAACUCUCACAACUCAUUUUGCACUUUAGAUCAUGAGUCUAAUAUAAAUGUCCUGGAAUUCCUUGGGUACCAUACUAGAAUAAUACAUUUUGAGUCUGGAAAGACAUUUUAAAUCUGUGUUGAUUUAGUGUACACUGCCUGUUAAACUAUAAAUGGUGCAUUGUACAUAGUGUGUUAAGCAGACAAUUAAUUUCUACAUGAAAAAAAGAAUCUACAAUUGUAUCCUUCUAACCAAUUUCAUGUACUUGUGUUUUGUUAUUCUCUCUGUCAGACCGCUAGCCAGUGAUUACCUGAUCAGUAUGCAAGUCAAAAGAAUUCAAAUCAAAAUUUAAAAUCUCACCGCCUUGAGACGUGAGUGAAAAAAUACCAAAGGACAUGUUUAGGGAAUCAAACAAUGAAACCAUGCUACAGGAUUUCUUGUAUGAAUUGAUUCUGGCUUUAUAUUCUCAUAGGAAAGGAAAACUUUUGUUGCCAUGGCAAGUUUCCAUUUGGUGCUUCCAUUGAUGCAAGAAUACAUAAGCGGAUUCCCUAAAGGGAUACGGUGAUGGAACAAAAUGAGAUUACAUUUAAAUGCUUUGCAUUCUCUCACCAAAUGUUUGCGUUGACCUUAUGUUUGAGGGUUUUGGUAACAGUGUUCCAGUUUGAAUUGGGUUUAAUGUUAUUUUACUGAUGGCCAGUGUCAGCAUGCUCAGAAACCUCAUGACCUGAGUCUGCAUAAACUGACUGACGUUUAAUAUCUGAAAAAAAUCACCCUUGAUUUCCAGCUUCUUCCCUCUUGUCUCUUUUUUAAUCACCAAAGUGUAACAUUUGCCCAUUAUAUAACUAACAAUUAGCAUCACAGAUGUGACAAUACUUAUUAAAUAACUGUAAGGAAUAUAUAUAUAUAUAUAUA